AUCAUCAAUUUUUUUGCACUUUAUGGAGAGAGAUCAAGGAUUUUAGUAUGAUCGCUACACCACAUUGUUAACAAUUCAAUCACUUGCUUUUAAAUGACCGUUAAGCCCAAGAACCCCGCGACUGCAUUAUCUAGGUUUUCAUUCACCCCAAAGGAGCAUCUCGUGGAAGCUCUCCAAAACCACAACAAACCACUUCCCCCUCAUUACUCAAACCAUCCAAUCACCUCCCAACUCCAGAGAUGCCACACAUUUUUGCAUCUCAAAUCCAUCCAUGCCAAUUUGAUCAAGACCAAUCUCAACCAAGACCCCUUCUUCAUGAACCAGUUUGUGGCCACAUCGUCCAGCCUCCGCCAAAUCGAUCAUGCCUACCAAGCGUUUGCCGAAAUGUCUGAUCCAAAUUCCUUCGUGUAUAAUGCCAUUAUUGGUGGCCUCGUUCAAUAUUCUCGAUCCCGUGAAGCCCUUGAAUUGUACAUGUGCAUGCUGAAAACUUCGAUUCAAUCGACGAGUUAUACAUUCUCCUAUUUGAUAAAGGCUUGUGCACAGAUACCGUCUCUUGGGUUGGGUGAAGCAGUUCAUGGGCAAAUUCGCAAGUUGGGUUUUGGGUCGCAACUCGUGGUUCAGACGGGACUGAUCGAUUUCUACUCAAACUUUGAGAGGAUCGGCGCAGCAAUGAAAGUGUUUGAUGAAAUGCGUGAGAGAGAUGUCGUUUCGUGGACCGCGAUGCUUUUCGCCUAUGCUAGAGCUGGGGAUAUGGAGUUGGCGAGGAAACUUUUCGACGAAAUGCCGCAAAGGAGCACUGUGUCAUGGAAUACGAUGAUCGCAGGGUAUGCGAGGUUGGGUAAUGUUGAGAUGGCUGCUUCUCUCUUUAAUGAGAUGCCGAACAGGGACAUAGUCUCGUGGACCACCAUGAUCUGCUGUUACUCUCGCAACAAAUGCUUCAGAGAAGCCAUUGUGACUUUUGAAGCAAUGAUAUCCGUUGGAAUAAGCCCAGAUGAAGUGACCAUGGCCACAGUUAUCUCAGCAUCCGCGCAUUUAGGCGCUUUGGACUUGGGUAGGGAGUUGCACUUAUAUUUGAUGCUCAAUCGGUUUGCUUUCGAUGUGUAUAUGGGCUCUGCAUUGAUCGAUAUGUACGCAAAGUGUGGGAGGAUAGAGAAAGCUCUUCUGGUGUUCUACAAGUUGGAGAAGAAGAAUAUAUACUGUUGGAAUUGUAUAAUCGAGGGAUUAGCAGUUCAUGGGCUUGCCAAGGAGGCAUUGAAUAUGUUCGAUAGGAUGAAGAAGGUAGCUAAGAUCAACCCAAAUGGUAUUAGCUUUUUGAGUGUUCUUAGUGCUUGUAAUCACACAGGACUUGUCGAAGAAGGCCGAAAGAUGUUCUCAAGCAUGAUUGAAGAUUACUCAAUUUCUCCAGAAAUCGAGCAUUAUGGUUGCAUGGUCGAUCUUCUUAGCCGUGCCGGUCUUCUAAAAGAGGCAUUUUCUCUAGUAAAUAGUAUGGAGAUUGAGCCAAACUCGGUUAUUUGGGGAGCUUUGCUCUCUGGAUGCAAAAUCCAUGGUAAUAUGGAGAUUGGCGCGGUUGCAAUGAAGAAGCUGUUGGAUUUGGAACCAAGUAAUAGCGCACAUUACAUGCUUCUGGUUAACAUGUAUGCCGAGGGGAACAGAUGGGACGAGGUCGCAGAGAUUAGGACUAAGGUGAAAGCGGGAGAGGUGGAGAAGAGAGGCAAAGGAUGUAGUUGGAUUGAGAUUGAUAGGAUAGUGCAUGAGUUCGCCGCUUGCGAUUUCUCGCAUCCUUUGUCGGACGAGAUUGAAGUAAUGCUGGCUGAGUUAAAUGGGCAGCUUAGGAUUGCAGUUUACCUUCCAGAGCUGCAUAUCACACCUGAGUCAAUAUGGUGUCCUUACUGUGGCUGUGAUAGUAAAAUACAUUGAAUCUGAUUACUAUCUUCUGGCUAAAUUUUACCAGAUAAAGAAUAGUUCUCUUAAGUUCAAAAGUCAUUGUAAAGAUAGUGAAAAGUAACUCUUUCGACCUCAUCUCAUUGAUUCAUCAUAGCAAUUAGGGAAUGUAACUGAAACAUUUCACUGGAGCUACUGCUCCAGAACAAAUUCUUCUUUCAGAACCUUGUUAUCUAA
Messenger RNA from Ananas comosus (pineapple), 2118 nucleotides. RefSeq names its product pentatricopeptide repeat-containing protein At1g06145. Gene Ontology annotation, biological process: RNA modification. Gene Ontology annotation, molecular function: RNA binding; protein binding. The transcript has a single exon. NCBI's taxonomy places the organism in Eukaryota, Viridiplantae, Streptophyta, Magnoliopsida, Poales, Bromeliaceae. The coding region runs from base 94 to 1917 and encodes 607 amino acids. The record is from RefSeq and is a predicted model, not a curated record.